Messenger RNA from Desarmillaria tabescens, 1035 nucleotides. RefSeq names its product nucleophile aminohydrolase. The record is from RefSeq and is a predicted model, not a curated record. NCBI's taxonomy places the organism in Eukaryota, Fungi, Basidiomycota, Agaricomycetes, Agaricales, Physalacriaceae. Gene Ontology annotation, biological process: ubiquitin-dependent protein catabolic process; proteasomal protein catabolic process. Gene Ontology annotation, cellular component: proteasome core complex, alpha-subunit complex; nucleus; proteasome core complex. The transcript has 9 exons. Bases 149 to 952 code for a protein of 267 amino acids.
GUAGCUACUGUCGGAUACCGGUCCACCUGCCGAUUUCGGCUGGUGAUCGGCUGACAUAAUGCACCCAAUUGGGAGCGCGACGCGUGUACGGGCGUACGAAUCCUUGUUCAUUGACUUUUACUUGUUUCCAUCGUGCUGAACUGAAAUCAUGUCCAGAUCAUACGAUCGCGCUCUCACCGUCUUUUCACCCGAUGGUCAUCUAUUCCAGGUCGAAUAUGCUGCCGAGGCUGUCAGAAAAGGCACUUGUGCUGUAGGUGUUCGAGGAAAGGACGUAGUAAUUUUGGGCGUGGAGAAGAAGUCGGUACUACAGCUGCAAGAUUCGAGAACGGUAAGAAAGGUUGUGAUGUUGGAUGACCAUAUUUGUUUGGCGUUUGCUGGUCUUACGGCGGAUGGCCGCGUCCUGAUUGACAAGGCUCGAAUAGAGUGUCAGAGUCACCGUCUCACAGUCGAGGAUCCCGUCACCGUUGAAUACAUCACAAGACAUAUUGCUGGCAUCCAGCAGAAAUACACCCAAUCCGGAGGUGUCAGACCGUUCGGCAUUUCAACGUUGAUCGUCGGAUUCGAUCCCCAUGAUAGCAGGCCUCGUUUAUACCAGACUGAGCCAAGUGGAAUCUAUAGUGCUUGGAAGGCUAAUGCCAUUGGUCGAUCGUCGAAGACUGUCCGUGAAUUCCUAGAGAAGAAUCACAAGGAUGACCUGUCUCGGGAGGAAGCCAUCAAGCUGACCGUCAAGAGCUUGCUCGAAGUCGUACAAACGGGUGCGAAGAACAUUGAAAUCAGUGUGAUGGAGAGCUACGGAAAGGUCACGAACCUGGAUUUGUCACAAAUUGAAGCCAUCGUUUCUGAGAUUGAAAGAGAGAAGGAGGCAGAGGCGGAAAGAAAGCGAUCCAGACUUGCAGCCACGGCCGCGGGUCAGGCAGCUAUGGAGUCACGAGCUACAGAAUCAUCAGGGUAGAGUACACAAAAUGAAUGUUAUCAUGUUUUUCUCCAUUAUUUUUUUAAGGUUUACAUUCUUGACAUGGUUUCUUGUGAGCAUCG